AUGGCUGAGAUGAAUGACAAAGAAAAGGCGGAGCACCAGAAGCUUCUUAAUUGGGUGUAUAAAGAAUUCGCAGCCGCUGCAGUUGUUAUAGGCGUGGUUUACUACGCAGUCAGCCUGAUUCCUCUCGACGUAGAGACAGUCCAAACUCCGUGUGACCGCUUGGUGUUUGCCCUCAGGUGGCUCUUUAUCUCGUCACUUCCGAUAGUAUUCGCAAUAUUUGGUGUCCUAGACGUUAGAGGGAAUACGAAAGCCAUUGAUCCAAUAAAAGGAGGUGCGGAAAACCUCGUGGAACUUCCUAACCGGAUUCUACGAAACACCAUUGAACAGUUUUCCUUGCACGCGGUGGGUGUGUUGGCGUUGACAACAUAUUUGGAUGAGAGGUCAAUGUCCAACAUCCGGGCUCUAGUGGCGCUCUUCUUCCUUGGUCGUAUCCUCUUCGCGAUGGGAUACAAAUCGUCGCCUAGUAAUCGAGGUUUUGGAUUUGCUAUUACUUUUAUGCCAACAUUAGUGACUUAUGGAUAUGUCUUAUAUAAGUUUGUAACAACAUACAUUCUGGGAUUCUAG
Molecule: messenger RNA, 564 nt
Organism: Ostrea edulis (European flat oyster)
Lineage: Eukaryota; Metazoa; Mollusca; Bivalvia; Ostreida; Ostreidae
Product: transmembrane protein 79-like
Exons: 1
Coding region: 1-564 (187 amino acids)
Biological process (GO): regulated exocytosis
Cellular component (GO): lysosomal membrane; trans-Golgi network membrane
Source: RefSeq, a predicted model, not a curated record